CCGGCACUGUGCGCUUUAAUUGUCAAGUGCUGCAAAAUCCCUUCUGAUAAACCAGCAAGCUGAUUAUAAGGCUCUUCAGAGCUUCUUAAAUACUCGUCGACAUAGUGCCAUGCGAGAAUAAUCCCUAUCAGUAGUGAGUGAGUCUUCGUCGCAUACAGUGAUACAGAAUAAGGGAAAGAUUGUUGCAUAAUUAUUCAAUUAAAAAUGGAAUUUUCCGAUGUGUCAGUAACUGUCGGGAUGCUGUGUAUAAUCAUUUACCUCCUGUUGGUUCGACAGUUCCGCUACUGGACGGAACGUAAUGUGCCCCAGCUAAACCCGCACCUGCUUUUCGGUGAUGUGCGCGACGUGAACAAAACCUGUCACAUUGGUGAAAAGUUUCGUCAGCUUUACAACGAGCUCAAAGGAAAACAUCCAUUCGGUGGCAUUUACAUGUUUACUAGACCCGUUGCACUGGUAACCGAUCUGGAGCUUGUGAAGAACGUUUUUGUGAAGGAUUUUCAGUACUUUCACGAUCGCGGUACGUACUACAACGAGAAGCAUGAUCCACUGUCGGCGCAUCUGUUCAAUCUGGAGGGUUACAAGUGGAAGUCGCUACGGAAUAAGAUCACGCCGACAUUCACUUCGGGGAAGAUGAAGAUGAUGUUUCCAACGGUUGUAGCGGCCGCCAAACAGUUUAAAGACUACAUGGAGGACGCAAUCGGAGAGCAAGAGGAAUUUGAGCUGAAGGAUCUGCUUGCUCGCUAUACGACGGACGUGAUCGGGACGUGUGCGUUCGGCAUCGAGUGUAACAGUAUGCGAAAUCCGGACGCGGAGUUCCGAGUGAUGGGCAAGAAGAUCUUUGGACGUUCCCGUAGCAACCUGCAGCUGUUGCUGAUGAAUGCUUUUCCGAGUGUAGCAAGGUUUGUGGGCAUUAAGCUGAUCCUACCGGAGGUUUCGGACUUCUUCAUGAACGCGGUGCGAGAUACGAUCAAGUACCGGGUGGAGAACAAUGUGCAGCGGAACGAUUUUAUGGACAUUCUUAUCCGUAUGCGUAGUGACAAGGAAACGAAGUCGGACGAUGGUACGCUAACGUUCCACGAGAUUGCUGCACAGGCGUUCGUUUUUUUCGUGGCCGGAUUUGAGACAUCAUCAUCGUUGAUGGCCUUUACACUGUACGAGCUGGCGCUGGAUCAAGACAUACAAGAUAAGACAAGGAAAUGUGUAACUGACGUCCUUGAACGCCACAACGGAGAACUCACGUACGAAGCGGCGAUGGAAAUGGUUUAUUUGGAUUGUGUUCUUAAAGAGUGUCUUCGAAAGCAUCCACCGGUGUCGGUUCAUUUCCGAAUCACGGUGAAAGAUUACAUCGUUCCCGGGACAAACUCUGUUCUCGAAGCGGGAACAUCCGUCAUGAUUCCCGUGCUUGGCAUUCAUCACGAUCCGGAGCAUUUCCCCGAACCGGAACGCUUCGAUCCGGAACGAUUCACUGCGGAACAGGAAUCGAAGCGCCAUCCGUACGCAUGGACACCAUUCGGCGAGGGUCCUAGGAUUUGUGUGGGACCACGGUUUGGACUGUUGCAAGCUCGAAUUGGAUUGAUCUAUCUGCUCACAAGCUUUCGUUUUGUUCGUUGCUCAAAAACUCCUGUCCCUUUGCGGUAUGCCCUAAAGAAUCAAAUUCUUUCUCCGGAAGCGGGUAUGUGGUUGAAGUUGGAGAAGCUCAAUGAGGUGUAA
This is a messenger RNA of Anopheles merus, 1710 nucleotides long. Its product is annotated as probable cytochrome P450 6a23. Gene Ontology annotation, molecular function: heme binding; iron ion binding; oxidoreductase activity, acting on paired donors, with incorporation or reduction of molecular oxygen. The record is from RefSeq and is a predicted model, not a curated record. The transcript has 2 exons. The coding region runs from base 205 to 1710 and encodes 501 amino acids. NCBI's taxonomy places the organism in Eukaryota, Metazoa, Arthropoda, Insecta, Diptera, Culicidae.